This is a messenger RNA of Linderina pennispora, 492 nucleotides long. RefSeq lists its product as uncharacterized. The transcript has a single exon. Bases 1 to 492 code for a protein of 163 amino acids. NCBI's taxonomy places the organism in Eukaryota, Fungi, Kickxellomycota, Kickxellomycetes, Kickxellales, Kickxellaceae. The record is from RefSeq and is a predicted model, not a curated record.
AUGCCGCCAGCGGCGGAUUUAGCCACCAUUCGUCCCCUCGGCCGUCCCGGCACAGCUCCCUUCGCCAGAACCACCAGGCACACCCACAGCAGAACAGCUACAACAACAACCACCACCAGCCAGCAGCAGACGUCUUCCGCCCGCAACGAGUAUGCCCGCAAGAACGCAGUGACGCAAAAGCACCAGAGCCAGCGCCACAGCAGCAAGAGCGGCAAGCAGAACAACUCGAACCAGCGGCCUCACGCCAGGUCGGACGCAGCGCAGUCCAAGUCGGAAGACGAGCAGCAGCAGCAGCAGCAGCAGCAGCAGCAGACAGUUCCGAACAAGAAGUCGGGCGGCCGUGGCUCGCGCAAAGCAGAACAAGCAGCACGGCAAGGUCACUCUUCUGACAAAGUCGGCGUCGGAGGGCGAGCAGCAGGCGAUGCUGUCCAAGUUUGCCGAGGGGCAGUCGAAGCGCAGCCGCCGUCGGCAGGCGUCGCCACCGCGGGAUGA